GGAACGGAACGGAACGUGGACUGGAGAAGAAGAAGGUGGAUGCAUGGAGUAAGAAGAAAAUAAAGGACGUUAUCUACGUUAUAUAUAUAUAUAUAUAUAUAUAUAUAUAUAUAUAUAUAUCGUCGUGGUAGGAGGAUACGAACGACAUCGCUAAAGGGUCAAUCUUGUUCUUGUGCUCCAUCCUCGUCCUUUUUCUUUAAAUUGCCAGUUAGAAGAAUGCAAGCACUUCUGUAACGUUAUUCUAACUUUUUAUAAUCAUCCGAUUGCCAAGCAAAGAAGAGCAGGAGAAUAACGAUAAGGAGGAAGAUAGAAAAGUUUGGAAUGAUAGAGGCAAGCCAUUGACCUCUCUUUUCCUCUACGAUAAGGGGAAAGCGCAUAAUCGAAGCCGGAGAAGAGCGCGAGAAUCGCGAAAAGAAGGAAAUCGAGCGAACGAACGAACGAACGAACGAACGAACGAACGAACGAACGAACGAGCAAGGGAGCGAGCGAGCGAACGAGUCGAGUCGAGUCGAGUCGAGUCGAGUUGAGUCGAGACGAGUCGAGUCGAGUCGAGUAGAGACGAGUCGAGUCGAGUCGAGCCGUGUGGUGGCAGCCCAGUGACCCGUUUUCCCUUCACCCUCAAUCGAUGUACUCCUGUACUACCGUUUAAAAGGGAACGAAAACAAAACACGAGCUUCGACGACGACCCUUUGGUCCUUCCUCGAGGAUAUCGGGAACACGGCAACACGCUACCCGUGACCCCCUUUUCAUUCCAAAUCGAUGUAGUCCUCGUUGAUCGAGAGAGAGAGAGAGAGAAAGAAAGAGAGAAAGAGAGAGAGAAAGAUAGAGAAAGUCACAGAGAUAGAGAGAUUAAGAGAGAUAGAUAGAUAGAGAUAGAUAGAUAGAUAGAUAGAUAGAUAGAUAAAUAGAUAGAUAGAUAGAUAGAUAGAUAGAUACAUAGAUAGAUACAGAAAGAAGGAGAAAGAGAGAGAGAGAGAGAGAGAGAGAGAGAGAAGGAAAAAGGGUUGAAAAUCUAGCAGGAGAGUACGUCUCUUCCUUUCUCCAUCCUAAGAGCAACGUCCCUCGACGUCGUUCCAUGCUGGAUCCGAGAGUUGGACCAGGUACGACGGAGAGGGAAGAGAGAAUGCGAGAACCUCCUAAAAGUCUGUGAAACAUGAUUUGUCAUACGGAUGUCGCGGGUGGUAAUCGUAAGACGAGCAACACCGACGACGAAGACGAGGACGACGAGGAGGACGAGAACGAGAACGACGAGGACGAGGACAAGGAUAAUAACAACGACGACGACGACGACGACGACGACGGCGAAGAAGAUAAGGAGGAGAACGAAGACAAGGAGGAGGACAAAAAGGAAGAUAAGGGAACGAAUCUUAGGUGGAUUAUCGAGUCUAACGCGUUGGGAAUUAUUCUCAGCGAGGAGGGUAGAAUAAGAAGGAGAAGAAGAAGAAGAAGAGGAGAGAGAGGAGAAGAAGUAGUAGAAGGAGAAAGAGGAGAAGGAGGAGGAGGAGGAGGAGGAGGAGGAGGAAAAGGAGAAGGAGAAGAGGAAGAAGAAAAAGAAGUGAAAGAAGAAGAGGAGGAAGAAGAAGAAAGAGAAGAAGUGAAAGAGGAAGAAGAAAAAGAGAAAGAAAAAGAAAGCGAGGGCGCAACGUCGCGGGCGUGUUCGCGGGCGUUCGGUGAUAAGGUGGUGCGUUCACCAGGUGUCGGAUGACUCGGCGACGAGGGCUUAGAUAUCCCGUAGUCGUAGAAAAGGCGCGUUACCCUGCGAUAAUAAUAAAUAUAAUAACAACAGAAGUUUAUAUAUCGUUCGCAUAUUCGAGAGGAGAACGUACGCGCGAGUCCGUCGCGCUCUCUCGUCGGCGACGUCGCCGGUGUUGGCGCUGCAUAGCCGGCCUCCUAGCCAGGCCGCUGGCCAGCCUCCUGCCCAUCAACGCGUUAGACCCCGACCUCCAACCCGUGAUAAAACGCGCCCAAUCUCUUUAGACCGUGAUGGAGGACUUACCCGAUAUAUCGCACCUCACUCCCGAGGAGAGGCGCAUCAUCGAGGAGGUUAUGAUACGACAGAAGAAGGAGGAGGAAAAAGCGAAUGAGAUUAUGAGACGAAAGCAGGACGAGGUUCAAGUCCUGGAGGAAACGAUACGAGCCCGUUCGGAGAAACACAAGAAGGCUGGGGUGGAGCUUAACGCCACGUGUCAAGUAUGCAUGAAAACCAAGUUUGCCGACGGCAUUGGUCACAACUGCAACUACUGCCACAUCCGGUGCUGUGCACGCUGCGGUGGAAAGGUCACUCUACGUUCGCGUAGGGAAAUAUGGGUGUGCAUCCUCUGUCGGAAGAAGCAAGAGGUCCUUACGAUGACGAAGGCUGGCCUCGGUGCCGCGGACAACGCGAUGCUGCCACGAAUGCAGGAGGACAUGCAGGUGGGUGGUCCUCCGGGACUCGUGGACCAAACUCAGGAUAAGAGGCCGAAACUCGAGAGGGCGCACAGCGCAGCCGAGAAGGAGAACCUGCCUUUGCUGCAAAGAAGCGGAAGUCUGCUCAAAAGGCAGUACUCCCAGCAAGAGCAGGUUCCAGGACGUCGGGUGUCCACGAGCGAUAGCGGAGUAGAGAUGUCUGUUUCACCUCAUUCGAGAACUCUACCGACACCCCAUGUAGUCGUUGGUUCGUAUCCCGCUCAACAAAUUCCAAGACAUCCUGAAGCCUACCCCGAGGACGAUCCUAGUCUGUACAGGGGUGAAAUCGACGGUCUCAUGAGACAACAUCCGCAAAAUUAUCCGAGGCAACGACCGAUCUAUCAGGAUCAGAACUCUGACAUUGCAAUGGCGUAUGGUCAAUCAGGGACGGAGACCGGUCCUUCGCGUGGACCGGUACAUCCCUCGCAGCAACACACUGUGGUACAUCAAGCGCAAGGUACGCAUCCCUCUCAAUCAGCUGCCUCAGGUCAGAGUACUCUUCAGCAACAAAGAAGUUAUAGUAGCAGCGAGGAAGAACGAAGUACGCCGGAAUGUGGUAGCGACGAGCCGGACGAGUCCGAGAAGGGAAAGGGGUAUAACCAGAACGCGGAUGAUCCGAUGAUGGCUGCGAGCGAGGAUACACGUGGGAAAAAUGUUUCCCACAAUGGGCAACAUCCCAUCAAGAGUACUGUCAGCAUCAAAUUUGACGGUCAUCAUUCACCGCGAGAGCCGCGAAAAGUGGAGAACACGAUCGUCAAACGGAGUUUCCGGAGGAAUGGCGUCGAAUGGCGUGUCGAUAGUAGGAGGUUCACAGAAAGGAGGAAAAAAAAGACGGUUCGAUUCGAUGGCGGGACCAAUAUUGGCAGUCCUCAGGAGGAUUGGUCAUGGGAGGCCGAUCAGCUGGGUAGCCAAGACAGCACAACCAAAGAUUCCGGUAUAGAGACAUCAAGUACGUUCACGAGCAGCGAGGACAGCAACAGGAACGAUCUGUCCAAGCAUCCUUUCUCCUGGCAAGUCAGCAGAGACGGUCAGAAGUUAAUCGGACACAUGGUCUUAAGAAAGUCCUUGGGUUCUGGAAGCAGUACAAGUAUACUCGGUCUCAAGGUCGUCGGUGGUAUACUAUUAGAGGAUGGUUCUAUGGGAGCUCUUAUCGAAAAGGUCAAGAAGGGUAGUACAGCUGAUAUAGAAGGUCAAUUGAGACCAGGCGACGAGGUACUCAAAUGGAACGGUAGAUCUCUUCAGGGUAAGAGCUUCAGGGAUGUAUACGAGAUUAUCGCGGAAUCGAGACAGGAGUCUCAAGUUGAAUUGAUAGUUUCGCGAAAUUUAUCGGCCGCAUUGGCACCGAGUACUACGACAAUGACAACAACGACGACGAUGGUAGGGCAACAACAACAACAACAACAACAACAACAACAACAAGGACCACCGGGUUCGUCGAUGUCUGUACCGUCCAGGCGAAUUCCUACACAGUCACAAUGGAGACAAAAGCAAGACUCCAUUUCCGGUUCUCAACAACCCCAUCACAAAGAUUAUAUGAUUUUUCGCAUUCCAGGUCUUAAGAAAUGCAUCCUAUGGGAAUUGUACGACGCGAGGCGCGAGAAACCGUCGGUUUUAGUGACGUCACCUGGCUCACCGGAUCUACACGGUCAAGGACGCGUAAGGCAACCCCGUAGAGGGGUAUCAGGAAAUGCAAACGUCGGUGGUAGUCUUCAAGUGAAGCUUGCCUUCGAUCCCGUUGCACUUCAACUAAUUGUCACCGUCGUUUACGCUUCGAAUCUUACUCCACGUCCCGAUGGUCAACCAAGAAAUCCAUACGCCAAGAUCUUUCUACUUCCCGAUAGGAGCGAGAAGUCGAAGAGACGGACGAAAACGUUGGCUAACACGAACGAUCCAAGAUGGAAUCAGACUUUCGUUUACAACGGGAUAAGAAGAUCGGAGCUUAGAAAGAGAGCAUUGGAGAUUACGGUUUGGGAUUACGGGAGGUACGACGCGAACGAUUUUCUUGGUGAAGUCGUCAUAGAAUUGGCGGUUGCUCCAUUGAACGAAGAACCCGAGUGGCAUCCAUUGACGGUACAUACGGAACAUCGGCAUUAUCAGGAGGCCGACGAUAUGGUGAUAACACCGGUGGAUUGCCAUCUUAGCCCGCCGUCGACAACAUCGAGAUUAAGCGAUUCCGACACUUCGGAGUGCGACAUCACGGAUUGCGACGUCUCCAGGGAACAGAGACGAACGGCUGACGGUGCCAGCAUAAGUAGUAUCGGCAGUUCCUCCAGGUUUCAUAAUAUGCCGUCAAAUUAUAAGCGCCACUAUUCUAGCCCCCCGCCGGAAAGAGAGCUGUGCGUCGAUGGUGAACAUCGGAGUCGAAGGGACAUGUCGCCUCAAGGUCGUAAAAGAGCUGCCCUUAUGGUCUCCCGCGAUCAACCCGCCUCGAUUUCCGGCUAUCAGAUUUAUCGGAAGGACGAUAUUCAUCGUGGAAUGAUGGGUCACAGAUCCCACAGCGCAGCACCAAUGGACUCACCUAGCGUACGUUACCGUGGGAGAUCCCAAAGUCCCACCGGUCAUCGUUCUUUAUCUCCGCCCGAACACAGAUCCAUGCCUUAUUCGCACAGUUACAUGCCGAGAUUCGGUUCCAGAUCGGCAACAGCCACGCCUACCGGUUCGCCAAAGAAGCGUCAGCUUCCACAAAUUCCAGCAGCCCUUAAAGAGAGAGUAGCUCAAGAUCUCGAAGAAAGAGCAAGGUUUAUGAGGCAUCGUACUAGGCAAGGACACAUUACGUAUAGGAGUACGGGAAUGGGAGGCUGGGAAAGACACUACAGCGGUCUUUCAGACUCGGAUCUACCAUCGAUCGGUCAUGAUCCAUUAUCCUUACCGCACAGUAAUGCUCACAGACUGCACAGACCACGAAGAGGGCAUUUAAGUCCGGACAAAGAUGUCCUUGGUGACCUUGGGGACUCCGACAUGGAGAGCAUAGCCUCCAUAACGAGCAGUGCCUUCAGUACGCAAUCGGAACGACCGCGUGGAUCGAGGGGAUUAAUGCUACGGGACACCGGCCUGUUGUCGCGCCGAGCCAAGAGUUUCGAGUACGAGACCAUUUCAAGCAACAUAUUCAGCGACGACAGUCUCAGAACGGCGAGGAGGAAGUUGAAGAGAAAUCUUUCUCUGAGCGACGCCGGUUACGGCGACAAGAUACCGGCGUUGGGGGAUCAGAGCAAGUCCUACUACGAUUCGAACGGCGACGAUAAGCCGCCAAAGAGUUUGCUGAACAAGGAGCCCAAUUACGAUUACCUCACGAGCCAAGAUCACAAGCCUUUUUACGGUUACGAUUCGGAGCUCAGCGCGGGCGAGACAGAGAUUUACGUGCCGAGCUUCGAUAAACGGACGACGAGCAUAAUCGAGGACUAUCAUCACCAUCGACCUUACCCACCCCUAGAUCCGCGCCGUCUUACCACCGCCACGACGCUCACCGACGACCUUAGAUCCACCUUCGGCCGCGAGGACACUACCAAGAGGAAAUACGUCGAGUCCUCUUCUUAUCAGGAUCACGACGCCACCACCUUCAACGCGCACAUAUCCGCCGAGAAGAGAACGAAGAAUCUCGACGACCCGGACCUCUGCGAUCCUUUGAACGAUCACGUUUAUUGCAGCAUCGACGAGACAGUAUCAUCCUCGGACAAUUGUUACAACGCAACCAGAAGCGACGACGAGUACGAUCAAGCGAGGAGGCUCGCUAUGAUUUCUUCUCUUCCGCCACGUAGACGAACGAAAAGUACCGACUCCUAUCUCGAGGACGAUUACGAACGUUACGAGAAUUGGGACGUCGAUUACGACGACGAGGACGAGGGUUUCAUCGAUCGUCGAAAUCACGAGGACUACGACGACGAGGACGAGGACCUCGACGAGGACGUCGAACGAUACGGUUACGAGAACGGGGACGAUAUGACCGGGACUGCGACUACGACGAAUACGACGAUGACGGGGACUACGACGACGAUGACGACGACGAACUUGCGUAACAACGAUCGCUCGAUUUAUAAUCGUCGUCAUCAAGACGAUUACUAUCGGGACGAACAUCCACGACGUACAGCCGCUUCGAGGAACGCACAGUUUGACGAUGGUACUCUAAUCGUCGACGACUAUUACAACGGGUAUCGUAGCGCCGACGACUACGAUUAUCACCGUACGAUAACGCACACCCCGAGUGGCCUCGAGAACGAUAAGAGUUACAACGUCAAUACAUUCCCACGAAGGCGUAGGAGAAGAAGCAGACGAGGUAGCAGAGGCGAUAACAGCAACGUCGUCUCCUACGAGAACGUAAGAGCUUCGAACGUACGGGACGUCCCAUUGUCGAGGAAGGACAGCCUGGCCGUACCGAGUUUUUUCGAGAGCAAGAGAAUGAUGAUCCAACGCGCGGAGUCCACGCCGGUGCUGCAUUCCGACGAGGAUCCAACGGCGUGCCCCGCGGCUAUGGAUGCCAGAAACAGACGUCUCUAUCGCAGGAGACGUAACAGCAGUUGUCCCGAGACGAAGGGUUCGUACAUCCGUACGAGCGAGACCUUUCUCAGGCGUGGAAGUUGCAAGGACGAGGAGAGAAGGUCGAACUUUAUGCUGGACUCCGAGGAGGAGUUUGGCUCGAUGGAGACGGUCGUCGGUGCCGAUUACUUUAGACGGAAAAACGAGUUGGACCCUCGUGACGAUGGUGGUGGUGGUGGUGGUGGUGGUGGUGGUGGUGGUGGUGGUGGUGGUGGGGGUGGUGGUGUAGUCCUUGUAGGCGAAGACCGAUUAGGAUCGGGUAGAUCAGAUUACUACGACGACGAGCCGCCGGUAGACUCCUCGAGGUACGAUCUCCUGCCGGAUUACGAGUGUCGCGAAUGUAACGAGGCUGCCGCCGCUCGCGAAUUCGUUAGGUCAGGGUCGCUACGUUCCUCGAACACGCACGAGUCGCGUUAUCAGAAUUGGUCGUCCUCGACGCGCGGUAGUAUUAGACGAAAGAGUAGCUGUCCGGAGUGCCGUGAGCUGGCGCUGUCCUCUUCCGGUGCCGAUUUAGCCGGCGUUGGUAGGUCGCGUAGGAGCGAUGAGAGGAGGUCGUUAGUCGAGGCGAGGCAGAGGUAUCGUAGGCGAAACAGCAGCUGCCCCGAGGCUAGGGAACUCGAGCUUAUAGAGAAGAGGCAGCAACAGCCGCAGCAGGACGGCAGGCACCAGUCGCGUCAGCCUUCGGCGAUGCAGUCGAUGCAGACCCAACACCGCCAGCAGCAACAGCAACAACAGCCGAGUAGUAAGAGGAACGUGGCGAUAAGCGACACCCUCGAGUACUACGAGUACUCGAUGGAGAGCGAGAGCCAGUGCAGCGAGAACUGCGGAUUUGGCCCGUGCGAUCCGCGUAGGCCCCGUAACCGAGCACCCCGCCCCGGUAACGCUAAUUCAAGUCUCUUUGAUUCCCAAACCGCUACCUCCGACACUGCUAAAAACUACCACCCACGGGCCGACGAUCAUCAACACGAAAACCCACGUACGAUCGCGAAACCGACAUCGACGCAACAACAACAACAACAACAACACCAACAACAACAACAAUAUCAACAUCAAUAUCAACAACAACAACAACAUCAACAACAACAUCAACAACAACAUCAACAACAACAUCAACAACGACAACAACAACUACAACAACAACAACAACUACAACUACAACAACAACAACAUCAUCAUCAACAACCACAUCAUCGACAUCAUCAACAUCGCCAAACGAACCACGAACCACGAUCGUCGUCGUCGUCGUCGCCGCCGCUGCCGCCGCCGCCGCCGCCACUCCCGCACCCGCACCCGCCGCCGUCGUUGUCGUCGUCGUCGUCGUGUCAAUACUGCGCCCUCCCUCCUCCUUCUAUUCAUAAUAAAAACGCCGCCGCUAAUAAUUAUUAUCCCAAUCGUCGCGACCACGACGGUGAAUUCCCAACGUCCCAUCGGCGUACCCAUCGGAAAAUAAUAUCUUAUAACGACGCCGGCGGCGACGCCGACGGUACCGUCGACGGUCACUCGACGACGACCGUCAUCAUCAACGAUGGUGACGUUCUCGACGGUGAUGUUGAUCAUCGACGACGACGUUACGACGACGACGACCCGCGGGAUCGUCGCUCCUCCUCCAUGCCCGAAAACAGCGAGUACUCCGGCCAGUCGAGCUCCUACGAGAAGCCAACGAGGCAUCAGACGACCGACAAUGGCCACGACGAACAACAUACCGGAAAACGGGGCCAAUUUACUAGGAGUCUCAGUAACACGGACGCACCGCCGGACGAAAAAGUCGAUGGUAGCUUGAGCGACACCGCCGUGAGUUUGCACGUGGAUGAUGCCUCGAGGAGGGGUCGUAAGAGUUCACCGGGUAGUAAAAGCGGAAGCGGAAGUAGCAGCGGCGGCGGAAGCGCCGUACAGUAUCAGGCCGGUCUUGGAAAGAAGAGUAACAGCACGAGUCAGCUAUCCGCGACAGAAAACGGGAUGCUCGUCCUCGGUGGUGGUGUCGGUGGUAGUGGUGGUAUCCAUGGUAGAGUUGGUGGUAGUAGUGGUACUGGUGUUGGUAGUAGUGGUACUGGUGGUAUUGGUGGUGGUAGUGGUAGUGGUGGUAUAGGUGUUGCUGGUAUUGGUGUUGCUGGUGUUGCUGGUGCUGGUAGUGGUGGUGGUAGUGGUGGUGGUGGUGGUGGUAGUGGUAGUGGUACCAUUAUCAGCGAGUUACGAGUCGUGGCUUUUUCGAAUCGGAAGCGCAACAGUACACCGAGCAGCAUCCAACGUUCCGAGGAGAUCUAUUCGUUCUAUCAACGCUUCGAUUCUGGCAAGAUGAUGGUGGGAUCGGUGACCAGCGAUACAGCCGGAAGUCUCAACUCGAUAUCUAGUUCCGAAGGAAGCUCCUGGUCGCCCAGUCUGCGAAUGGCAGGGGAGACCGGGCAGCUGAGAGACUUCAUCGAGGAUCUUGGUCCUGCACAAGUAGUUGGAAGACAAGCAUUAGGUGCCGGUUAUCUCGGUGCCAUACAGUUAUCACUUAGCCAAACGAAAGGCUAUCUCGAAGUAGAGAUCAUCCGUGCCAAAGAUCUUAAAACGAAAUUUGGAAGCAAAGGAAUCCCAGCUCCUUACGUGAAGGUUUAUCUUGUCAAUGGAAAGAAAUGUAUAGAAAAAGCGAAGACCUCGACGGCACGAAAAACGUUAGAUCCUUUUUAUCAAGAAUCGUUGGCAUUUAGAGAAAAUUUCCGGGGCUGUAUAUUGCAAGUUACAGUUUGGGGUGAUUAUGGCCGUUUCGAAGGGAAAAAAGUGUUCAUGGGCGUCGCACAGAUCGUAUUGGACGAUCUGAACCUGAAUCAGAUGGUGUUCGGAUGGUACAAACUGUUUGACGCCACAUUGCUGUGAAAUCACUACGAAUCGAUGGACUUUCGAGUGAACGUGAAACGGAGGAAAAGAGAUCGGCGCGUUUCUUAGACGUCGAUGGACCAUGAUGGAAGAAAAUCUGAGAAAAAAGAAGAAGAUGAUGAAGAAUAAAAAGAAGUAGAAGAAGAAGAAGAAGAAGAAGAAUAAGAAGAAAAAGAAGAAGAUAAAACAAGUUUUUCUUGAAAAUAAAGAAUGAAAGUCGAUAAACAUACGAGGUGAGAAGAAGUGUACCUCCGUGCAACUAAAUAAGAUUUUAUCGUCGUGUGAUAAAAAAAGAAGGAAAAGAAAAAAAAAAUAAUAAUAAUAAUGAUAAAACGACGAAGAUAAUAACGAAAAUAAAUAAAUAAAUAAAUAAAAAAUAAAUAAAUAAUAAUAAUAAUAUUAAUAAUAUUAAUAUUAAUAAUAUUAAUAAAACUAAGAAUAAUAAUAAUAAUAAUAAUAAUAAUAAUAAUAAUAAUAAUAAUAAAAAUAAUAAUAAUAAUAAAAUAACAAACCAAAACCAAGACGGAACAAGAGGAAGAAAGGAAGAAAGCAAAGCAAGAAAAAAUUAAAUAAACUUAAACGUUAUUAAAAAAAUGGACUGUUUAAAACACGAUACGAUUUGAAAGAGACGAGAUCAUCGCGAACCGUUCGCGAGUCAUGAUAAACAUAUUUUAUAUAUAUAUAUAUAUAUAUAUAUAUAUAUAUAUAUAUAAUAUACAUGCGUACAUAUACAUAUAUACAUAUACACACACGUAUAUAUAUUAAAAAAAAAACACGAUGUUUGUGCAAAAAUUUAAUAUAUAAGGCGGAAGUGAAGAAGUUGCUGAUGACGAAGAUAAUGAAGAGGAAAAUGAAGAAGAAGAAGAAGAAGAUGCUGCGAAAGAAGAUAAUGAGGAGACAAAAAAGACGUUUCAAUGCUACAAUUUGUAUAUAUAUAUAAUCUUUAAACAACGCCGUGCGUGUGCGUGAGAGGUUUUUAAACACAAAAAAGAUUACCAAAUAAAUAAAUAAAUAAAUAAAUUAUUAAAUAAAUAAAUAAAUAUAUAUAUAUAUAAAUAAAUAUAUAUAUAUAUAAAUACAUACAUACGUACGUAUACAUACAUGCAUACAUAUACCUAGAGACACUUUCAAUUUAUCAAAGAAGAGAGGCAAGAGUGAACGAUCUUUUUUUUCCGAUGAACGAUUCGCAGCAGCAGCAGUAACAGCAGCACCAAUGGACUAUUAAGAAUAAAUGGGGAAAAAAAAAAGAAAUAAAAAAGGAAACAAAAGAGAAAAGAAAAGAAAAGAAAAGAGAGGGGAAAAAAGAAAGGGUAAAUGAGUUUGAGAGAAGGGACAUGUAAGUGGUGGUUAAGAAAAAAAAGAAAAGAAAGAAAGAGAGAAACAAUUGUUGUCGCGGAUUUUUUAGUCCAACUAACGUCACCGUCAACAACAAAUAAGCAACAAGAAUAAAAAAGAAAAAAAAGAAAAGAAAAGAAAAGGACAAAAAAAUACCUGCGAUUGUCAUUUGUUGUAAAUACUGUAAUAAUUAAUAUACAUAUGAUAUACAUAGAAAUAUACACAUACAUAUACAUACAUAUAUAUAUAUAUAUCUAUCUAUAUGUAUAUGUAUAUAAAAUACAUGCAUACAUACAUACGUACAUACAACAUACAUACAUACAUACGUACAUACAUUUGCGAUACCGCGUGCACGCAAGUUUUGAAUGUAAUAUCGUUGCCUUCGCUAUCGAUGAUUGUAUAUUGUGUACCACACUUCUUUCCGUUUGUCUCCUUUCUUUCUCAUUCGUCUUCUUUUUUCGCCUUUCGAACGACAGCUCCCUCCUCCCCUAUCCAUCAGCUCACCCCUGCCACCCCUCCACCCGUUUUUCCAUCGACUUAUUAACAAAUUUUCCGAUCGCAAAAACUGAUUAUUCCUUUUUUUAUAAAUCUUGAGUGACCACAUUACGAAUCUACGAAUCUAUCGUGCGAUUUCAGGACCGUAUUUAUAAUGUUCGAGACCCUAGGUGCAACAUAUAACAUUUAUGAAAAAGAGAACUAAAAAAAAUUUUUUAAUCGUAAAAAAGAAUUUUUAAUCAAUCAAAUUCGCACGUGCGCGUUCUGUAUUUCUUUGUUUAAUAUUUCACUCAUUAAAGAUAGAAAAUUAUUUGCUCUCUACGAUAAAUUCAUUAUUAAGGAUAUGAAUGAAAGAAAUGGAAAAAGAAGCAUGAGGUUUGAUUGGAGUAAAUCGGUUGCGCCUAACGCGUCUCGUGAUAAAUACGAUUCUAUGCGAUUUUUUAAAAAAGGUUACUCACGUAUGUACUUACUUACUUUAUGACGUACAAUCAACUCUGAUAAAACUUAGCGAUUAUUCUAAUCGUAGACAAAUAUCAUGAAAGAAAGAAAGAACACACAUACACAGAUAGACAAACAAAUACAUGUAGGUAGCAAGAGAGAGAGAGAGAGAGAGAGAGAGAGAGAGAGAGAGAGAGAACGAGAGAGAUAUAUAUACAUAUAUAUAUAUAUAUAUAUAUAUAUAUAUAUAUAUAUUUAUACACGUAUGUACGUGAUCACAUCACGUGAUAACACAAUUUUUGAUUCUAUUCCUUACGAACGUGCAUGUAGUUGAAGAUGUAUGUAUUUCGAGAAAAUUUGAAAGAAAGAUAAAAAAAAAGAAACAAAAAAAACAGAAAGAAAAGGAAUUCAAUUAUUUCUUUGGUGAUAAGAAGCGAUCGUUAAAUCUUUUUUGAGUCGUUCGAAAAACGAUAUAGGAGCUUUCGGGGGAGGAGAGUUAGAGUUAAAGUCUCUGUUGGUUACGGUAUUAGAAGGAGAGAGAUAAAGAGAAAAAGAGAGAGAGAGGGAGAAAGAGAAAGAGAUAGAGAUAAAGAGAAAGAUAGAGGUAGAGAGAGAAAGAGAGAGAGAGAGAGAGAAAGAAGAAAACGCUUUUUUAUUAUCCCAUUCGCGUGUGCCGAAUAUCAACGCGAGCUUCUCAUCGAGCUUGAUUUUUGUAAGAGUCCUUCGUCGAAUUUUUCAAACGAAGAAAAGAAAAAGGAAAAGAAAAAAGAAAAAGAAAGAGAGAGAGAAAGUUACCCUUCAAGGUUUGGCCAAAGACUAUGUAAAAAUUCGUGCAAGUUUCACCUGUAUCUUCUAGGGCUAUAACCCUGAAUAAUUUUGUCAACUUUUCUUGAAGAAGGAAUAAAACUAAAAAGAAAUAAUAAAAUAUGAUAAAAAAAGAAAGAAAAGAAAAGAGAUGAAAAGAAAGAGAAAAAGAAAUAAAUAAAUAAAAAAAGAAAGAAAUACAAAUAAAAAGAAAAAUUGGAAACGAGAAGAGCGCUGAACCUUUAAGGGACUUAACUCGACAAAUUAUUAUUGCAAAGGAGAGAGAGUGAGAGAGAGAGAGAGAGAGGGAAAGAAAGAAAUGAAAGUGUUGUGUGUGUAUGUGAAUGUGUGUAUGUGUGUAUGUAUGGGUGGAUGGAUGUAAGAGAGCGAAAGAGAUGAUAGCGAUUAGAAGAAAGUGUGUUUGUAAAACAGAGAGAGAGAGAGAGAUAGCUAGAAUAUGAAAGACAAAAAUGAUAAAAAGGAAAGAAUCGACUUUCAAUAUUUAAUCGUGUUAUGUGUUCGAUCUUUUUUUGCACCUGCAAAAAAAAAUAUAUAUAUAUAUUGAAAUAUAUAUAGUUUUAAGUAACCGAACUCUCGUUACCGACAUGCACCACACUACAUAUAUCAUAUAUGUAUAUAUAACAUUAAUUACGUUCAUGUGUGGCGUGCGCGUUUGUUUCGAGAAUCGAUCGUAUUGAACGAAUCACGCUAAUAAUAUAACAUUGCAAGAGGGUUACAAGUUUCUUGUUUCUUUCUUUUCUUUUUUCUUUCUUUUUUUCUUUUUUUUUUAAUGAUGCGAACUACUUGCGAAAGAAUAUAUAUAUACACACAUAUAAUAUAUAUGUAUAUAUUUAUAGAGAGAAAACAAACGAGAGAAACAAAAUUGAAUGAAAGUAUGUGUGCGUGUGUGUGAAAAAAAGAGAGAAAGAAAGAGUAAAUAAUUAUGAGAGAGAGAGAGAGAGAGAGAGAGAGAGAGAGAUGGCGAGAAUGAAUAAUAUCAUCGUGCUUUAUCGUUUUACGUAGGGCAAUUUUUGCACAAGAUAAAGAUAAAGAUAAAGAUGGAAACGAAGAUGAAGAUGAAGAAGAGGGAGAAGGAGAAAAAGCGAAAGAAAAAAAAGACAAAGAGAGAGAGAGAGAGAGAGAGAGAGAGAGUGAGAGAGAGAAAAAAAAGAAAACAAUUAUAAUAAUAAAUAUAUAAUGAUUAACUUCUUAACGGAUUCCGCACGUACUACCUAACUUAAAAUUACUAUAAUAUCUAACAUAUAAAUUAACUAAACCCUCUAUACGAGGAAUAAGUUUACACUUUUUUUAUCGGUCGCUCGCCAGUUUAUCACGAAUAUCGACGCGCAUUAUUCGUUCUUGGCCGACAAAGCGGGCCUGUUCCACCCCCCGCCUCCCCCUGGACCCCCGACCUACGACCCUUGACCCUUUUUGGGUAGAAAAACUUAAAAAAGAUAUCUAACAUAAAAGAAAGAAAAAUAGAAAUGAAAAAGAAAGAAACAAGAAUAAAGAAAGAAGGAAUGAUAAAGAAAUGGAAAUAAAGAAAAGAAGAAGAAGGAAGAGGAAGUGCAAAAGGGAAGAAGAGAAAGAGAAAGAAGGACAGAAAGAUGAUAGUGUGCAUGUGUAUAUACAUUGAUACAUACAUACAUAUAUACGUACAUUCAUACAUACAUGCAUGCAUGCAUACGUAAUACGUAUCAAUAGAAUUGUAUGAGAGAUAGAUAGAGAGAGAGAGAGAGAGAGAGAGAGAGAGAGAGAGAGAGAGAGAGAGAAAGAGAGAGAGAAAGGGAGAAUGAGUGAAAGAGAAAAUUCGAAAGAGAUAUAAAAUCUUUUUCUUUUUUUUUUUAAUUUCUUUUUUUAAUUCUUACGUUUGCAUUUUACGCGUACGUUUGUAUUACUUUUUUUAUUAUCCUUAAAGACAACCGGGCAAAAAAUAAGAGGACAAGAAGUAACUUCAUCGUUUUUAUUCUAAUCGAAUCUAGCUAAAUCGUAUUGAGGUAUUUUGUUAAUACGAUAAUAUAAUUGUAAACAGAGAAACGUUCGGGUUAGCUUUUUUAAAACGCGUUCUGUUUUUUUCUUUUUCCACAAAUUUUUCUUCUAUGGAAUACAGAGAGAGAAAGAGAGAGAGAGAGAGAGAGAGAGAGAGAGAGAGAGAGAGAGAAAAGAGAUCGCUAUCGCUUUUGAAGUUAUCAUCGUUGAUUUCUAAUCAGCACUUCGUCCUCGUUUUUCUUUUCAUCCGAUGCGAUGAAAGUCAUCGUCGUCGUCGUCGUCAUCGUCGUCGUCGUCGUCGUCGUCGUCGUUGCCAUCGUUAUCGUCGUCGCCGUCGUCGUCGUCGUCGUCGUGGUCGUCGUCGUCGUGGUCGUCGUCGUCGUCCUCAUCCGUGGUUGUCUAACGAAAUGAAUCCUUUAACGCGCGCGUGCAUGUGUGUGUGUGUGUAUGUGUGUGUUACAUACGUGUUUUUUUACCUGUUUGUGUAUAUAUAUAUAUAUGAGCGAAAGAGAGCUUGCAUAUCGCCUUCGAGAAGCUAUUGAGUCUUGCUACGCCAUCAUGGAGCUUUUGGAUAGUUAUAUUAAAAAAAAAAAAAAAAAAGAAAACUGAGAAAAGAGUACAUAUAUUAUAUACAUAAAUACAUAUAUGUAUCCUUUUAUAUAUAUAUAUAAAUAUAUAUGUAUAUAUAUGUAUAUAUAAAAGGAAUGAAGAACAGUAAAAGAGAAAGAACAUGAAAAAAAGCUUGUCCAUUUUAUUUUGUGCGGCUUCUUUUGGCUAUAUGGUGCAUAACGUAGGUGUUAAAUAAAUAAAAUUUGUUCAUCAAUAAUUUGAUAAUAUUCGUGAAUGAUAAAGGGAGGAAUGGUGAGAGGGUGGGAGGGUGGGAGGGAUGGAAGGAGGGAGAUAAUCAACGAAAGGAAAGUGGAAAAGGUUCGUGUAUUUUAUUGAUAAGUGUGACAUUUUAUCGUAUCCAAUAAUGUGCUUAAUAACAUUUAGAAAUGUAUACGGCAAAGAGGGAGAAAGAGGGAGAGAGAGGAAGAGAGAGAGAGAGAGAGAGAGAGAGAGAGUGAAAGAGAAAAAGAGAUAAAGAUAGUGAUAAAGAUAGGCUUUUUUACUCGUGAGAUUAACGAAGAUAUUAUAAAAUAGAUAGAAAGGGACAGAGAGAGAGAGAGAGAGAGAGAGAGAGAGAGAGAGAGAGAGAGAGAGAGAGAGAGAGAGAGAGAGAGAAUGAUAUCUUGUGAAACGUAAAAAAGAAAACUAAAAAAAAAAAAAAUGAAAAAAAGAAAUCAUUGAUCAAGACGAACAUACGGAGAUAUCUGAAAGAAAAUCUGUAAAUCUUUGAAAUUAUUUAUUAUUGACAUAUAAAAUAAAACGAUUUUGCGAUUUUCCGAGUGCGAUGAAAAAAUUAUUCGAUUAAAUACUUAAAAAAAAAAAAAAAAAAAAGCAGAAAAAGAAAUAAAGAAAAAAGAUGAAUGAACAUGGACGAAUCACGAAAUAUAAAAUAGGAGAAUGAAAACAGAGAGUUCUUGUCUAUGUUCCAUUUUUUCUUUCUUUUUUCCUUUUUUUUUUUAUAAAAAUAAAAAAUGAGAAGGAAAAGGAAGUCAAUCACGGAUUAUACAGAAACAUGAUACAUACAUUGAAAUAAAAUUAAAAAGGACUAUUAUAAAGAUUAUAAUGUGACGUGAAUGUAAAAGAGUUUACAAGGGACGAAAGAUAAAAAGAACAAAGAGGAAAAGAAAGAUAAAAAGAGAAAUAGAAAGAGAGAAAGAAAGAGAGAGAUAGAAAAAGAGAGAUAGAAACGAACAAAUUAACGAUAUUCACAACUUUGUACUUAUACAAACUUAAUUAACUAUAUAAUUAAUUUAACCGAACCAGGUGAUAUAAAAAGAUUAAAAGUCAUAACGAAGAUAUGUAAGAGAAAAAGAGAGAGAGAGAGAGAGAGAGGGAGGGAGAGAGAGAGAGAGAGAGAGAGAGAAAAGAUGAAUACCGAAGUGAAAGAAAAUUGAUCGAAGGGGGUAUAUUCGAAGUAUGGGGGAGAUUUCAGGGAAAUUAAGAACAAUAUAGAAAUGGUUAAAAGAAAAGGAAAGAAAAAAAGAAAGAGAAAACAAGACCAAACUAACGAGAAAUGAAGAAGUAAAGAGAAAGAAAUAAAAGAUUAGAAAAAAGAAAAAGGAAAAAAAAAGGAAAUAACAACAACAACAACAACGACACGUAUGAAAUGCCUGAGAGUCAAAGAAAAACGGGGUAAAAAAUAUUAAGUCAAAGUUUACGAACCGUUUUAGAUUUCUAAUCGCGAUAUAUUAUGAAAGUCUAAAUGAUUGGUGUGUGUGUCUGUACGUUCGUGUAUAUGUGCGAGUAAGAGAGAGAGAAAGAGAGAGAGAGAGAGAGAGAGAGAGAGAGAGAGAGAAAAGAGGAAAGAGAAAGAGAGAAAAAGAGAGAAAAUAACGAAAAAAUUCGGAAAAGUGCGAUUAAUUAUGUCGAUCAUGAUACAAAUAACGUAACAUAAUUUAUAAAUAAAAAAAUUUCGAGAUAAUAUUUAAAAUUCAAUUCGACGAUAUAUUCGACUUUCUUUAAACUAUCACUCUCUUUUAUUUUCUUUAAUCAUUCCUGUCUCUCUUUCUCUCUCUCUCUCUCGCUUUCUUUCUUCCUUUCUCCCUCUUUUUUAUUUUCGAAUCGAUCCUCGAGUUUGUACUUACAUCGAUUUCAAUAUAAAAGAGAAAAUUGAGAGAUAAAUAAGUAAAACGGAAUCGAUAUAAUGUUAUAAAUAAAUUUUCUUUACGAAUUUGUAAGAAUAACUAUUGAUUCGAUCGAAACGCGAGGAUCUAUGAUCGAACGCAAAAAAUAUAAAGAAGAUCGGUGUGUUUGAUGAGAGAGAGAGAGCAAGAGAGAGAGAGAGAGAGAGAGAGAGAGAGAGAGAGAGAGAGAGAGAGAGAGAGAGAGAGAGAGAGAGAGAGAGAAAGAAUAUGAGUAUAAAUGUGAGAAAAAGAGAAAGGAAGAUGGAGAGAAAGAAAAUGAUUGUAAGGAAGUACAGGAUGAUCUUUUAUGUUAACAAGAAAGAUAACGAUGGACGCGAAUAUACAAAUGAUAAGAACAAAAAUAAUUCAAAUAGUACGAUUAAACGACGCCUCGUAAGAUGCAUACAUACAUACAUACAAUAACAGUCGAAAAAUAUUCAUAGAUCGUAAUCAAUAAUCCAUAGAUUAUUUUUUGUUUGAUUUUAUUCCUAACUAAACAAAAAAAGAACAAAAUAAAAGAAAAACAAGAAACAUAAAAAAUUCUGCGAUGGAUCGCGAGCUGGAAAGAGAGAGAGAGAGAGAGAGAGAGAGAGAGAGAGAGAGAGAGAGAGAGAGAGAGAGAGAGAGAGAGAGAGAGAGAGAGAGAUAAUUGAUGGGUAUUAUUCAACGUGAAAAAAAAGAAGAUUUUAAGAACUUGGAUAAAAGUAAAAUUUAUCAAGUAAAAAAAAUUUUCUCACGAACUCAUCCGCCAUUGAAUUGAAAAUUGACCGAAAUUCCUGAUGCCCCAUUGUUUUUUGGUUCUUGUCUUUUUCCUUUUCUUUUUCUCUUUCUCUUGUUCAUCCCUCGACGUAUGUAUGUAUCUAUACCAUAAUUAAAACUGAAUCGAACAAAUCGAUAAUGUUUCGAGCGUCGUCGAUUCGUCGUUUGAACUUACAUGAAAGUGAUAUCAAUGAGAAAAGAAACAGAAAAAUUGAACAAACAAACGAAAACGAUAUAUAAAAAAAAACAGAAAGGAAGAAAGAAUGAAAGGAAGAAAAUAAUAAUAAUAAUAAUACUAUUAUUACUACUACUACUACUAAUACUACUACUACUACUACUACUACUACUACUACUACUACUACUACUACUACUACUACUACUACUACUACUACUAAUAAUAAUAAUAAUAAUAAUAAUAAUAAUAAUAUUAUUAAUAAUAUUAAUAAAAAUAAUGAUAACAAUAAUAAUAAUAAUAAUAAUAAUAAAAACAAAUAAUAAUAAAUAAUAAUAAAUAAUAAUAAUAAAAAGAAUAAAAUGUUAAAAAAAAGAGGAAAAAAAUAAAAAAGGAAAAAGAAAACAUGAGAAGACAGUCCGAAGUGCCGAGGUCCGAGAAUGAUAAUACGCGUCGUGUGCGUGUGUGCGAGGAACAUUAAGAGAAGCCAGAUACGAACCAAGAACAACAACAACAACUGCAACAAGCACAACAACAACAACAACCACAACAACAACAACAAAAAUAACAAAAGCAACAACAAGAAAAAGAACGAAAAAAAGGAAAAAAGAAACAAAACUAAAUAAAUAAAGAAAUAAAGAAAUAAAGAAAUAAAUAAAUCAAUCAAUCAAUCAAUCAAUCAAUCAAUCAAUCAAUCAAUAUUCGCGAGAAGUGAUGUGGUGGUAUGUACGUGGCAAAAAAUAUAUAGGGGAAAAAAAAGUGAAAAGUCGCAAAAAAAAAAAUGAAAAAAAAGAAAGAAAGAAAGAAAGAAAGAAAGAAAUAAGAACACACACGCAUAUACGUAAAUACACACAUAUAUACAUAUAUACAUACAUACAUAUUUAUACACAUAUACAUACACAUAUAUAUAUAUACAUAUACAAACACAUACACAUGUACACACACCUGAACACGAGAAAAAUAAGAGACAGGAAAAAAGAAUAUAUUUCGCUGUUGUCGCUCGAUGAGAGUUCGCGGUGGGAUGGCACGAAGCGAUUAAUAUAAAACGCGUUAGUGACUGUAUCUAGUAUAAUAUACCAGAUAAAAAAGAUACCCUCGAUGCCAGACAUGGCGUGUGACAAUAAAGUGAUUCAAUGAUCUCGUUGCAUUUCAAUCGGUGUCUCACCUUUCAUGUUAUAUAUAUAUUUUCAAGCGCAUACCUUUUUUUGUAAUAUGAGAGACGAUUUAAGAAGAAAAAAAAAGAAAAAAAAAAAAAAAAAAAAAGAAAAAAAAAUGGGAAAAAAAGCGACGACAACACGAGUAACCAAAAAAAAAAAAUAAUAAUAUAUAAUAUAUCUCCGAUAAAAUGGCGCCUCGAAGAAGAAAAAAAAAAGAAAAGAGGAGAGAGAGGAGAAAGAAAGAGAGAAAAAGAGAAAGAAAGAAAGAUUCGAGAUAGAGCGAGAGAGAGAGAGAGAGAGAGACAGAGCGAGAGCGAGAGAGAGAGAGAGAGAGAGAGAGAGAGAGAGAGAGAGAGACAAAGCGAGAUGGUAUUUUUUAUUUCCCUAUUAUUCAUAAUUUCACCGUUUGUCAUGUUCACGAAUAUUUCUAACGAAAUAAAUUAAUUAAUUUGAAAGAAAAU
Messenger RNA from Vespula vulgaris, 20173 nucleotides. It is a transcript of the gene Rim, whose product is annotated as regulating synaptic membrane exocytosis protein 2-like. The coding region runs from base 1984 to 9831 and encodes 2615 amino acids. Gene Ontology annotation, biological process: positive regulation of synaptic transmission; calcium ion-regulated exocytosis of neurotransmitter; regulation of synaptic plasticity. Gene Ontology annotation, cellular component: cytoskeleton of presynaptic active zone; presynaptic membrane. NCBI's taxonomy places the organism in Eukaryota, Metazoa, Arthropoda, Insecta, Hymenoptera, Vespidae. The record is from RefSeq and is a predicted model, not a curated record. Gene Ontology annotation, molecular function: transmembrane transporter binding; small GTPase binding. The transcript has 26 exons.